Messenger RNA from Nematocida parisii ERTm1, 612 nucleotides. RefSeq lists its product as uncharacterized. NCBI's taxonomy places the organism in Eukaryota, Fungi, Microsporidia. The record is from RefSeq and is a predicted model, not a curated record. The transcript has a single exon. Bases 13 to 612 code for a protein of 199 amino acids.
UAAAAUAUUUAUAUGGCAAAUUAUAUUGAUGAGAAUAGACUAAAAACAGAAGUACAUAGAGAGUUCAAAGAUAAUGAAGAAUAUAUAACAAAAGAAGGCAUAAACAAAAUAUAUCAAAUAAUAACAGAAAUCAUUAGAAAACAAGACAUAUUUACAGAGCUACCAGAAUCAAUAGAGCAUCUAGCGUAUAAUCUACUGUAUAUACAGAUAUAUAAUAGGAUUAUAUAUAGGAAUAUUAAUUAUAAUGGUAUUAUAUCUAUAAUUACUGACUGUAUAAAUCAUAUAGACAUAAUUAUAGAUAUAAUUAUGAGUGUAGCAGAAGGCUUAAAUAGUACACAUAAAAAACAAGCAUUUUAUAGAUUAAUGGGAAAUAAUCACAGAAUUAUGGUAUGUGCAUAUAAAUAUAGAAGUAUUUUCUAUGAUUCAUCCAUUAAUAUACUGUGUAAGAGUAUAAAUAUAUCAGAAUUAUAUGAAGAAAUAACUUCUGAAGAUGGCAUGGUUAAAUUAUGUGAGUUAACUAGCUCAGGAGACUGUUCUAGGUUACAGAAUGCAUUAAAUAUACUAAUGAAAUAUGGUGAUAACCUAACCACACCAGAUGAGUAUGGAAUAUAA